Molecule: messenger RNA, 537 nt
Organism: Saccostrea cuccullata (small rock oyster)
Lineage: Eukaryota; Metazoa; Mollusca; Bivalvia; Ostreida; Ostreidae
Product: baculoviral IAP repeat-containing protein 3-like
Exons: 1
Coding region: 1-537 (178 amino acids)
Cellular component (GO): nucleus; cytoplasm
Source: RefSeq, a predicted model, not a curated record
AUGUCUUCUUCUUUAGACUGCAGUGCCAAUUUUGUAGAAACAGAUUCUUGUGUUAAUGUAGCUGGACACGCUAAGUCUCCAGCCUCGUUGGAUAGUCUACCCUCGGCCUCCUGGGAAAUAGAUUCCAAUGCCAAUUUUGCUUGGAAUUUCACUGAUUCUCAAAAUGGAUCUCGUUCACAGAAGAACCAGGAUCAAUACAGGACGAUACAAAUGCCAAUCAAGAACAUUGCACCGCCACCACCAGCCUACAACGAAAACGGUCUCUGGCAAUACCCUGAGUACAAAAAUUUUAGCAAACGAAUUCAGACUUUUUGGGAUUGGCCGAGAUUCUUGAAGGGACCGGGUAAAGAAGACUUGGCGCGUGCUGGAUUCAUAUACACUCAAAUCGGCGAUAAAGUAACAUGUUUUUGUUGUGGCAUGACAUUGAAGAAUUGGGAACCUAUGGACGAUGCUUACAACGAACACAUUCGAUGGUCGAAAAACUGUUCCUUUGCCAAUAUGGUGAGCGACGGAAAAAAACACAAAGGCCUCGUCUAA